AUGUUAAUACUGUUUGACAUUCCGUGCUAUCAAACAAUCGACUACAACCUUCAAACCUUUCAAGGAAAAGUUAUAAACUUUGAUGGAUCUAGUUUUAUGUGUGUCUAUUUAUGGGAUGAGAAAACAAAAUCCAUCGUUCUUAGUAGCUUUUUCUGGGGCUAUGUAGUCACCCAAAUCCCCUCAGGUCAACUUGCUCAAAAAUACGGCGGCCAAAGGAUCUUAUUCUGGGGAAUCUCGAUCUGUUCUAUACUCUCUGUUCUAACACCGUUCUGUGCCAAAAUCGGUGGAUGGCCCUUUGUGUGUGCUCUGAGAUUAGUUCAAGGAUUAUGCCAAGGAUCGGUUUUCCCAUGCACACAUAAUCUUAUCUCGAAAUGGGCACCAAUCAAGGAACGCGGGAAACUGGGAACAAUUUCCUAUUCUGGUUCCCAACUCGGUACUGCUCUUAUGCUCUGUGUAAGUGGAGAAAUCGCUUCGUCCUUUAUGGGAUGGCCUGGAAUAUUUUAUAUGUCUGGUGGAGCUGGUUGUGUUUGGGGAUUGUUGUGGUAUUUCUUCGCAUCGAAUUCGCCUUCGGAAAGCCGUUUUAUCUCGGAGGAAGAGAGAUUGUACAUUGAAAUGUUACCCGUUCCGAGUGCUGAGUCCCCCAAAGACACCAACGAAGAAGAAACCAAACGAAAGUUACCAACUCCAUGGCUUCACAUUUUGACUUCGGUUCCAUUCUACUGUUGCAUGCUUGCCCAUGCCACUAACACUUGGGGCUAUUACACCCUUCUCACUCAAAUACCCACCUACUUGAAGAGUAUCCUUGGAAUGGACAUCAAAAAGAAUGCUUUACUUUCAUCCCUUCCAUACUGGGUGAUGCUGAUGCUCAGUUACUUCUUCCUGUUUAUUUCGGAGGUUCUUAGAAGGACACAAUGCAUGAGUUUGUCGGUUAGUCGUAAAUUUUUCAACACAGUUGGACAUUGGAUUCCAAUGCUUGGACUUAUUGCCAUGGGAUACAUGACCAAGGAAAAUGAAACCCUUGCUAUUGCCUUGUUGAUGAUGAUUGUGGGUAUGAAUGCAGCCUGCUACUUGGGUUUCCAUCUAAAUCAUAUUGAUUUAUCUUCAAAUUUCGCUGGCACCUUGAUGGGAAUGACGAAUUGUGCGGCGAAUCUGAUGAGUAUUAUGGCACCACUAGCCGUUGGAUUUAUCGUUACUGAUGAGAAAAAUCCAGAACAAUGGAAGAUAAUCUUUUUCAUAACAGCAGGAUUCUUCUUUAUUGGAAACUUAAUGUUUAUUAGUUUUGGUAAAUUUGAAACCCAAUACUGGAAUGAUCCUAAGCCAGUUAUCGUUAAAAGAGCCAAUAAUAGAAGUCAAAAUUCAGUAUACAUGGACACAGUUCACUAAAGUAUUUCUUUUCAAAUCGAUUUUAAAGUAAAACACAACAAAAACACACUCGUGAUCUAGUCACAAAAAUUAAAGUUAAUGUAAAAUAUAAAAUAUAGUUACUAUAUAAUGUAAGGAGUAAAGUAAUGUGUAACUUUUAUCUUAAAGUUUUAAAAUUAUUUAAAAAAAAAACAAUCAUCAAUCAUCAAUGGAUGUAGAUUGUAGGUGUCAGUAUUCUUAGAUAGAAUUAUUUUUGUUUAAAUUGUGUGUAUUUGAUGUUAAGAAACUACAAAAUUGAAGAAAACAUUUUAGAUAUUUUUGCUAAACUUACUGCUGCUGCCAAUUUUAUAUGAAUAUGUGAAAUAAAAAGAAUAUAC
Molecule: messenger RNA, 1739 nt
Organism: Eupeodes corollae
Lineage: Eukaryota; Metazoa; Arthropoda; Insecta; Diptera; Syrphidae
Product: putative inorganic phosphate cotransporter
Exons: 3
Coding region: 1-1383 (460 amino acids)
Biological process (GO): monoatomic anion transport; transmembrane transport
Cellular component (GO): plasma membrane
Molecular function (GO): transmembrane transporter activity
Source: RefSeq, a predicted model, not a curated record